Opisthorchis viverrini is the source of this 198-nucleotide messenger RNA. RefSeq lists its product as hypothetical. Lineage: Eukaryota; Metazoa; Platyhelminthes; Trematoda; Opisthorchiida; Opisthorchiidae. The transcript has a single exon. The record is from RefSeq and is a predicted model, not a curated record. The coding region runs from base 1 to 198 and encodes 65 amino acids.
AUGCCUGUGGCCACAUUCUCCACCAACAGGGAUGAUUAUCCCUCCACCCAUAUGGAUGAAAUUCUAGGACAAUUACAUGAGUCGACUGAGUUCAACUUCGCCGUACGUCGGGCUUCUGUGCACCACAGAAUUGCAGCUAGUUCCUCAGAUGCCACUGAGCAGCACACAACACGCCUUUAUUGGCCUGUCAGACUAUAA